UGACGUCAAUAAAAAGCGACGGUGAGCAGGCCUACGAAAUCAACACAGAAAAAUAGGACAGGAAGAAAAGUGUUUGUUGUUUUUGGUUAAAUAAAUCCGUUUGAAUAAACGCAAUGCCGAAAGUGAAGAGGAGCAGGAAACCACCUCCGGAUGGCUGGGAGUUGAUUGAACCGACCUUGGACGAACUAGACCAAAAGAUGAGAGAAGCCGAGACGGAGCCUCACGAGGGAAAGAGGAAGGUGGAGUCCCUGUGGCCGAUAUUCAGACUGCACCACCAGAGGAGCAGAUAUAUCUUCGACUUGUUCUAUAAGAGGAAGGCCAUCAGCAGAGAGCUGUAUGACUACUGUAUAAAGGAGAGUUAUGCUGAUAAGAACCUGAUCGCUAAGUGGAAGAAACAGGGAUACGAGAACCUCUGUUGUCUUCGCUGCAUCCAGACACGAGACACCAACUUUGGAACCAACUGCAUCUGUAGAGUCCCCAAGAGCAAACUGGAGGCCGGCAGGAUAAUAGAGUGUACCCACUGUGGCUGCCGGGGCUGCUCCGGCUGAAUCGUCAGGAUCGCCUGGCUGUUCUACUCUGGAUCGUCUAGUCAGGUCUGGAUCGCCUGGCUGUUUUGCUGUGGAUCGUCUAGUCUGGCCUGGCUGUUCUGCUCUGGAUCGUCAGUUAUUUUCUACGGGACAUCAGGGCUCAUCUAUUCCACCUGUGUGCUUUAUGACCCUGGAGCGUCUAAUCUCAAAUAUACCCCUACUCUCGCCCCCUAGUCUCUCGCCCCCUGGUCUCUCGCCCCCUGGUCUCUCGCCCCCUGGUCUCUCGCCCCCUAGUCUCUCGCCCCCUAGUCUCUCGCCCCCCAGUCUCUCGCCCCCCAGUCUCUCGCCCCCCAGUCUCUCGCCCCCCAGUCUCUCGCCCCCCAGUCUCUCGCCCCCCAGUCUCUCGCCCCCCAGUCUCUCGCCCCCCAGACUCUCGCCCCCUAGACUCUAGCCCCCUAGCCCCCUAGUCUCUAGCCCCCUAGUCUCUAGCGCCCUAGACUCUAGCCCUCUAGACUCUAGCCCCCUAGACUCUCGCCCUCUAGACUCUAGCCCCCUGGUCUCUAGCCCCCUGGUCUCUAGCCCCCUAGUCUCUAGCCCCCUAGUCUCUAGCCCCCUAGUCUCUAGCCCCCUAGACUCUAGCCCCCUAGUCUCUAGCCCUCUAGACUCUAGACUCUAGCCCCCUACUCCCUACUCUCUAGCCCCUCCUCCCCGUAUAGGGGUGUCUUUGUGAUUGGACAGGGUUAUUCUUACCAUUCCAGCUGUUUUGGACACGCGGUGGUCAUUAAGUGCUAUUGUACCUCAUUUACAAUGAAGAGGUCUGUGGGAGAGGGAAGGAUGGGAGCUUUUUAAGCCGUUAAACAUGUCAUUGCUUUCAACCUGAUGAUUCUAGUUUAAUUUGUAUUUUUUUUAUUUUAUAAUUUCAAUUAAAACUCUCUUGUUUUAA
Messenger RNA from Salvelinus fontinalis (brook trout), 1470 nucleotides. RefSeq names its product protein BUD31 homolog. The record is from RefSeq and is a predicted model, not a curated record. The transcript has 4 exons. Gene Ontology annotation, cellular component: spliceosomal complex; nucleus. Lineage: Eukaryota; Metazoa; Chordata; Actinopteri; Salmoniformes; Salmonidae. The coding region runs from base 114 to 548 and encodes 144 amino acids. Gene Ontology annotation, biological process: mRNA splicing, via spliceosome.